UACCUGAAUCAACUGUUAAGCCUAGGGAAGUAAAGGAAUUAAAGUCAGGAACUCCGACCAUUGAUGAAAGUCAGACUUCGGAGGAUAUGUUUUCUAUUGAAAACGACAUUCUGUCUGAAGAUCCAGAUAAAAACCCAGAAACCGACUCAUAUUAUUACAUGGAGAUUAUAAUGGAAUCCAUGUUAGUGUUAGGUGAAAUACCCGCAGCUUUAGAGACAAUCCAGGAAAGACUGCCUGUCGAAAUUCAUGCAUUAGUAGAUAAAACAAUUUCUGAAGUGGAGCAGCGUCAUUUGGUCACUAAAUGGACAUCGCAAACUCGUAAAAAGGAUAAAAAUGGAGACGACAAUGCUAUUUACUGUCUUGAUAAAGCUAAUUCAGACACAAAAAAUGAGGUUUUGAAGGAUUUGCUUUGGACGUUAUAUUCAAAGUUGGAGGCAGUACUUCGGGGUCAUCGGUUUAUAGAAUCGUGUACAAGACGUAUAAAGAAGAGAUUGCUUUCAUCAAGAUUAACAAGUGGGGAGGAAUUGGGAUCAGGAUCAAAUAUCAAUGUAUAUCAUUUUCAUGAAAUUUGGCGACCUAUUCAAACAGAAGUUAGAUCUAUUUUGCAGGAUUACUUGACAAGUCAAGAUCAAUCUAUUGUUUCGGUCAAUGAACCUGGAUCCACAAACACAUUCCGUGGAAAGCGUGAUAAACCUAAACAACUAUUUACAUUUGCUGAAGCUACAGAGAAUACAGAUCUGGAAGAGUCUUAUGAUGAUUUAAAGAGAAAGUUAUUUUUAUCCUAUAAGAAGCAAGUGCCUGGAUUUAAUUAUUCGGAUUCCUCAAAACGACAUUCAACAAUUGUAGAUAGAUUUGCCAAUGAUAUGUCUUCGAAAGGUCACAAAGUGCUUGUCAAACCAGAUGCUUACAAUGUUAGUGUACUGUUGAAACCCACCAUGUGUUUCUUGCAUCGUUUGAGAGAAGUAUUUCCUAGCUAUGAUGAUCAUAUUGAAGAGGGCUUCAGUAGUUUCUUGGAUGAUUUUGCCAUAAAUGUCUUCUUACCUCAAAUCGAAGAAAAAGUGAUGCAGCUUAUUCAACAUGCUACAGUUGGUUUGGAUGCAUUCCAGGAUGCUCGUGAUUACAAAAAUUAUUCUAGAUACCCUAUUGCAAAGAGUGCCGUUGCAUUGAUUUCAGUGAUCCAAAGUUUAUGUCGUACGAUGCACAGUAUGCCAUUCCAUACAGAUGAAUAUGUUCGAUUAAUUGAGAUUGUCCUUUUAAAAUUUUACGAAAAGUCAUACCAAAGAUUUUACUCUACUGUUGCCCGAGGAACAUCUUACUCUGAAGAACAGAAGAAUGUUACGGAUAUAGCAAUUAGUACGAGUGGUUAUUGGGCACAGGACGAAAGUCUUGUUGGCCUACUUGCUCAAAAUCCGUUCUUUAACGAUGACUCUAAAUCUGACCAAGAAUUCAUCAAAGCUCUCAAUCAAGCCGAAAUAACUAUGGAGCUGAAAUUAAAGAACGAUAAGGUGUUACAUCCUAAUGAACUGAUAUUUGAUCCCAAGAAGCUAAUUGCGUUGGGAAGAUUAUAUCACACAUUAAAAUGGUUUGUGCGCGAAAUUUGGGAUUUACGUUCAGCUAACGUCCCCUUAUCAAUGGUCACUUCUACACCUACACAAAAAAUUCUUGGCCCAGAAACCGAAGAGGACGAGGAUUCUCCCGAAGUAAAGAGCUCAAAGCGUUGGUCUAAUCAAGACCCUCGCCCUAUUAAAGAGGUCACUGAUGAUGUGGGUCCUGUCUUAUUACCUCUUCGCGGUGAAAUUGUAAAACGUUUCGAUGCAUUACUAACAACAUACCAGCAAUUGGCUGAAACGUGUCUCUUUACAUUGCGUCUUGAAGGUCGUUGUCAUACAAUGUAUUAUCUUGAAAUGGCUAUCAGGGACGGAAAUUAUCAUCUUGAAGAUGAAACUUUUGAGCCCGACCCAUAUGUUAUCACACUCAACUCAGAUCUUAUGGAAUUGGAUGAUUGCAUCAAUGCUUCUUUGCCCUCUCAAGAUGAGCUAUUUGCAUUUGACGGGUUACCGGGAUUAAUUGUGCAUAUAUUGAUCUCUGAAGCAACAUACAUCAAAAGAUUAAAUGCCAAUGGUGUCCAAAAGAUGGUGCGCAAUAUCCUUGCAUUGCAACAAAACCUUAGUAACUUUGUCCCGCUAUCACAAUGCUCAAUAAUGGAACGUGCACGUGAAUACUAUCAGUUGUUUAACCUGGGUAGCGAGGGAAUCAUCAAAUCCAUUCAAGAUAACGGACCUAAAUUUACAUUUGAUGAAUACCGUAUCAUUCUUGGAUUCAUUCACGAUAUAAAUCACGAACAAGAAGAUGAGCCUAAAAGUGCUAUCGAUCCCCAAGAAGAUGCACGAAAAGCCAACAGUGCCAAGUAUAGCGAAUGGUUGAUGGAACUGGUUGAAAUCAUGGCUGAUUAUGAAAAUUAAAUCAAUAAAAGCGGCGAUUUAACCGUUAUACUUAUAUAAAUCAAAAGCAAAAAAAGUUCCAUCUUUCC
Mucor mucedo is the source of this 2530-nucleotide messenger RNA. RefSeq lists its product as uncharacterized. The transcript is spliced from 15 exons. Bases 87 to 2462 code for a protein of 791 amino acids. Gene Ontology annotation, biological process: Golgi to plasma membrane transport; exocytosis. Gene Ontology annotation, cellular component: exocyst. NCBI's taxonomy places the organism in Eukaryota, Fungi, Mucoromycota, Mucoromycetes, Mucorales, Mucoraceae. The record is from RefSeq and is a predicted model, not a curated record.